Magallana angulata is the source of this 5520-nucleotide messenger RNA. Its product is annotated as toll-like receptor 4. The transcript has 3 exons. Lineage: Eukaryota; Metazoa; Mollusca; Bivalvia; Ostreida; Ostreidae. Gene Ontology annotation, biological process: immune response; toll-like receptor signaling pathway. Gene Ontology annotation, cellular component: membrane. Gene Ontology annotation, molecular function: protein binding; transmembrane signaling receptor activity. The coding region runs from base 250 to 2559 and encodes 769 amino acids. The record is from RefSeq and is a predicted model, not a curated record.
UUGUCUGUUCUUAUGUCAGUCGGUAAGGCUGUCUAUUAAAGGAAAGGAAGUUGAUCAUUUUAAGUGUUGAACAACGCAUCAACAGAGUGACCUAUAUAUAUUGACCUUAACAAGGAAGUAGAACCGUCAUUACGAUUUUGCAAUAUCCGGAAAAAAAAUUUCAACUCAUGGGUUUUAAAGAAUGUUUGUAGUAGGGAUAUACAUGUACCUGUAUACAAAUAAAGAAAUUCUUUGGAACCAGACACGGUUAUGAUGGAUUUGCGUCAACGCAUCGUUUGGAUUUUUCAAAUUGUGUUCACGGUUUCUGGGGGAGUAGAUUCGUUUACCUGUUCAUCAAACCCAAACUGUAACUGUUAUAACCAAUCUGGAAUUCUAUUUGCCAAUUGUGCCCACCGGGAUUUGACUGAAGCGCCAUUAUUCAGUGAUGACGUAACCGGAAUCAUUCUCGCACACAACGAGAUUUCAAAGUUCCCGACUCUUCUUCCUAAGAAUAUCAUAUAUCUAGAUUUAUCAGAUAAUUUGAUUGACAGAAUUGAUCAAAAGUCAAUUGUUAACUAUACACAUUUAAGUAAUCUCAGUGUAUCUGCCAAUUCCCUGCAGUCAAUUGAAUUGGAUUCGUUCGUUAACUCUAAAAGUUUGGUUCAUCUAGAUGUAUCAAUGAACCAGGAACUCACUUUAGAAGUAUUGGCCAACAUAUCACGUGAUCUUAGAUAUUCCACGUCUAUCCGUGUUCUAAACUUGGAAAGUCUACAGUGCACGUACGGAGUGAGUUUCAUCAUUCGGAAAUACCACAUCGCAGAUUUGAGGAACACUCAUUUAGAGGAACUAAAUCUAGCGUCCAACCGUAUCAACAGUUUGGAACUCGGGGUUCUAUCAGCAUUGCCAAAGUCAUUAAAACACCUUAACAUAGCCAACAACGUUCUGAGUUUUGGAUUUUAUCUUGCUGAAUUUGGAAGCUUGGAGAACAUUGUUAUUUUUAAUGUUAGUUUUCAGUCCUAUUUUCAUCAACUACAAGUAAAGCAUUUCUUCGUCAGGUGCAACGAUACACGUAAUCGACAAAUAUGCAAAUCUGACAGGUCACAUGACCAUCUUAGAGGUAUGGAUGUAAUGCCAUGGAACCAAUUCUCAUUAGCCCGACGUAAAAACGUCAGCAUAUACCUUCCGCCUAAGUUAGAAGUUCUGUACUUCCACGAUAAUCUGUACAAACUGACUCUCGAAGAUUUUACAUUUAAAACUGUGGGUCCUUCAUCUGUGACUCAUUUAUACUUGCAAAACAACAUCAUCUAUGAGCUGAAUGGCCCUAUUUUAGGAUUAGACAGUGUCAAAUACAUUGAUUUGUCCAACAAUUUCUGCAAUUUUAUCUCUGACCGUUUCUUUGAUGGAAUCCAUAAUGCAACAUACCUUGAUUUAUCCCAGAAUGCCAUAGGAGAAGUUCUUGAAAACGACGCCAAAGGGAUAAUUUUUCGAAAUCUGUUCAAAUUGAGAACCCUAAACUUAACACGGAAUCGAAUAGUAAGACUUCCACCCGCCAUUUUUCGGAAUCUCAAUCAGUUAGAAAUACUAAACCUUAGUUACAACUCUCUAAGCGAAUUUACUUUACCCCUUGAAAAUAUGAAACAACUUAAUCACCUGGACCUUUCCAACAAUCAAAUACAGUUCCUGGAUGAAAAAACGCGAAACACAAUUGAUUCUCUAUCAACGAAGAAGAAAAUAAACGUUAACAUGAGACGGAACAGACUUUUGUGUAACUGUGAACAACUUAAGUUUUUAAAAUGGAUGCGUCAAUCUGAGAAUGUCAAAUUUGUGCAUUUUGACGAGUAUUUUUGUACAUACAUAAAUUCGUCAAGGGUUAAUUUUACAGAUGUUGACACGAUACUCCAACUCAUGGAGAAGCAAUGUGCGUCAUACAUUUUAACGAUCGUGAUUAUGACGUCAUUAAUUAUAGUCGUCCUGACAACUACUCUCGGACGCAUUCUUUAUAGAUACCGGUGGAAACUUCGGUAUAUGUAUUACGUAGCAAGAGAAAAAUACCGAGAUAAUGUUAAGAGGCCAGAAGGCACAGAUGACAGUUCUUUUUAUUUCGAUGCUUUUGUGUCAUAUGCAGAUAAAGACAGACAUUUUGUGAUCAAACUCGUACAGCAACUUGAAAAAGAUCAUAAUCUAAAACUGUGUAUACACCAUCGUGAUUUUAUUCCUGGAACGGGUAUUGCUGAUAACAUCACUAACGCAAUUCAUUACAGCAGACGAACGGUGACUAUUAUGACGUCACACUUCUUGAAUUCCUAUUGGUGCAUGUUUGAAUUAAACAUGGCGCGAAUGGAAGCAGUAUAUUCUAGAGAUGGUGAAAAUGUUCUAUUUUUAGUGGUCUUAGAAAAACUGGCAAUUGCAAAGCUUCCGUUUUCUUUUAUGGACCUUAUCGAAAACAGAUCGUAUUUGGAGUUUCCAGAUAACGAGGACAAUGAUGAGGUUGCAGCUUUUCGCUCGAAACUUGGAGCAACGUUGAAAUCUCGUGAGAGUGAUAUUAGAAUGCUAUCUCUGAAUUCAACUCCAAUAGAAUAACGAGUAAGAUAAGGGCCUCUUAACGUACAUGUACAAUGAUAUAUCUAGCGCAGUGUGUAUAGAGAAGCGAGUGAUACAUGUAAGGCAGUUCUCAAAAUGGCCGAUGUUCAUGGAGAUUACGCCACUAUCAAGUUUAGAUCAGGUGUUUAGAAAAUAAAACAUUGUUAUGUACGUGCUUUGAUGUUAUUUUGUUAGAUAUAUUUUGGUUUGAUAUUGUUUGGUUUAAGAGAGAGUUUUUUCAUAUUUUUUUCUAUUUAUAAUUUCAGGGAAUUUUAAAACAACCAGACAGUAUUACUAAGUGAUAUUAUCAAACCAUCAAUUAAAACUAAUUUGACUAUAAUUUUUAAAGCAAUGUCAGGUGAUAAUUAUUUUUGUUCCGAUACAAAUUAUUCAUGAGUAUAAAAAUAGGACAUACAAAAAUAGGACACAUAUUUCUAUUCUUAGAAUAGUAAAUGUGCAUAGAAAAUGUUUAUUCCAAAUACAACUUCAAUAAUGAGAUACAAUGUAAUUGAUUGCUCUAAAGUAUAUAUUGGCUAGCCUGAACUCUUUUUACUUUCUUAAAUACCAACUUAUUUUGUUUCUUUUAUCGAUGCAUUUAAUGUGAACUACUUUGCACAACUAUUACCCCAUUAUCAAAUUAUAAAGACGUCAAAAUUGACAAAAACGCAAAUAUACUAGAAACAGUAUAUUUUAGUAUUUUAAUUGUCACUUAAAUCUGGUAAUGAGUUAAAGAAACGCUUUCUUGUGUCCUUUGUUUCGUAAUAAAAUUUCUAUUCCUUUUUUCAUAAGAAAUAACAAUUAAAAGUGAGAGUACUGACAAUUUGAAACAUCGUCUUACUUAGUGUUCUAACUUUUAAUCUAGAAGGUAUAUUCGGGGACCAUGGUUGUUGAAUUUGAUAUUCUGAAAUAAGAUAACGUUAUAAUGCAGUAUUCUUCUUUUUUCAUCUUUUACUAUCAGAUAAAUUCUAUGUAAGAACCAAAAUUUGGUGGCCACGCAUAGUCACGGAUUUUCUUUAUACUUGACACUUUGAUAGACUUCGGUAAGUAUAAAAAACCCAACACCAUUUGUUUGUUGCUAUGUGGUCCCGUUGCCAAGGUAACCGAGGGCAAAGAUGUAAAAAUGGCAUUUUAAUGCUUAUUUGAGAACAUAUUGUGAGUAAUGUGCAGACCUUGGGGUUUCCAGGGUAAAAUAUAUUAUUAAAAAUGGUUGUCAUUUUUCAAAAGAAAGAGAAAAAUUCAUGGAGAAACGCAUAUUUUUAGAGCGUUUCCAUGGUUACUAAACAGAAAGUCUUUUGGUAAACACUAUUAUGAUUGUGCAAUUAAAAAAAUAAAUAUGAAAAUUGAGAACCGUUGCUAUGGUAACAAGCUUAAAAAUAAGGAAAAUUAUAAUAUUUUAAGGCAUCUUUUAAUCGAUAUUAUUCAUUUAUAAUGAAUACAUAUUUAAAAUCAAAUGGUAAGAAAAAAAAAGUAUAUCCUAUACUUAAACGAUACUUGAACAAAAUCUGAAAAUUUCCAAUAAUAACUGCCGUUGCUAUGGACUUUUCAAAAAGUCAGAAUUUUUGUGUGAUUUUUUACGCAAUUUAAUUUUCCAUAGCAACAACACCUCUCUGUUGCAUAACAAAGGUUUUUAUGAUGUAUAAUGAAAAUUUAGAUACAUUUUUACAAGUUCCAACUAUAACAAUUGCAAAUAAAUUCUAAAAUCAGGAAUGAAAGCAUAUCAAAAUAAUAUCUCAGUUUUUCUUAAUUUUUGGUCUUGUUGCCAUAGCAACGGAUGUCAAUUUUCAUGAUAAAAUAUAUAUUGCAUGCACAUUGAUAUGGAUGUAAAAAUUUAACAGUUUCCCAUUUGGACUUAUUAAAAAACCGCAGAAAACUGAUUUCAAAAAUUUGUAACGGUUUCCAUGGUAACAUUUUAAAAGUGUUGGUUUCUCCAUCAAUUUUCUUAUAUAAUAAAAUAAUUGAAAAUAGGACAAAGGUUAUUUUAUGUAUUUGAUAGUUUACAUUAGUGGGCAAAACCUUCUAAUAUGGCUUCAAAGUAGGUAAGUUUUGCUUUUUUCCCAUUUUUAGCCUCGAUUACCAUUGCAACGGUUAUCCCCAGCAACCAACUUUUAGUGGUUUUUGCGUUUUGCACCUAGGUGUGUCCAUGUAUGAAAUAUAAGGAAAAUUGGUGACUAUGCGUGGCCAGUCCCUUUUAUAAAUCAUUGAUUAUUACAUAGAAUUGAUCUUAAAUAGCAUUCUCUACUUCCUUACUUGUAAAAAAUAUAUACUGAGGAAUCAUUCUUACUUGAAGGGGUCAAUGUUCGUCUACUGCCAAAUGUUUCCUUGUUCAUGGGGAUAUAAUAUCGUUGGUAAAAAAUUCGGGAUAAUUUUGAUAAAUUUUAAGCCAAUGCUUGUAUUAUUCAUAAGGAUGAAAAUUUGUGGUCAAGGGUUACUCACGAAGCAACGAACACCCCCCUCCCCAACGAACAAUGAUGAUUUAACUGUAUAUAAUUUUUGUUUAUCUUGAUAAUUUUUUUUUCUUUUUUAUGCUCAUUUAAUCCAACAUAUAUCAUAUUUCUAAAAAGUAAUGAGCGUUCCCAUUAUUUGUUUUUAUUAUUUUCUCCAGCUAAGUGCCAUGUCGUUUUUGACCCGACAUUUCGUUACCAAAUUGCAAAAGAGGAGAAAUAACUCGGGAAAAUGUCAAACAAAUGUUUCGAUUCAUUUUUUUUCUCUAUUUCCUUUUCAUAACAUGUUAUAAAGGAAUGAACUUGUUCACGUCGAUAACUAAGCGAAUUCGUUUAUCUGAGUUUUGUUGGGUUUGGUUUAAUUUCAAAGAAAUAUUUUUGAACGAUGACAUUUAACAGAAUUUAGUUGUCAAUAUCUGAAAAUGGAGAAAACCUUUUCCAGAUGCAAACCGUGAAAUGUAACAAAAUUAAUUGUACUAUUAGGAAAUGUAAAUAACAAAAUAAAGUUUAUUGAAAAUUA